GAACUUCGGAACAUUCGAAAGGACAAAAAGGUCCUGCCUCGGAAAGAAGAAGGUGCCUGUGCUGACGGUGGUCCUGGCUGAGUGCUGGGGCAGCGCAACCCUAGCUCUCAGGUGCCACAGCGACGGACUGUGGGGGUUGUACGGGGAAGCUGCAGUCAACGCAACCCAGCCACGCAUGCGGUUCGUCUGCCAGCCCCGACACCUCAACCCUCCAAUUUGUGGACGGAAACCGCGCUACCGGAGCACUGGGACUAUCUUACAGCUUGACGAGUUCCAAACCCCGCGCAACCUCUCCCCGUGGCUGCAGGGGCUCAAGAAGCGGGAGCGCUACGAGUGCAGCGCCACUCUUAUCAGCGACUCGUGGCUGCUGACAGCAGCGCACUGCGUCGCCCGUUCGCUGGCGAGCAGAAACCGGACAAUGGACCCUCGUGACCUGAAGGUGCAGCUCACGCUGAAUCCACGCGACGACAAAUACCAUCACACGAUAAUGCAGAUGAUAAGCACGAUCCAAACAUGA
This is a messenger RNA of Hyalella azteca, 517 nucleotides long. RefSeq names its product clotting factor C-like. Gene Ontology annotation, molecular function: serine-type endopeptidase activity. Gene Ontology annotation, biological process: proteolysis. NCBI's taxonomy places the organism in Eukaryota, Metazoa, Arthropoda, Malacostraca, Amphipoda, Hyalellidae. The record is from RefSeq and is a predicted model, not a curated record. The transcript has 6 exons. The annotation marks the transcript as partial.